Lagopus leucura (white-tailed ptarmigan) is the source of this 3439-nucleotide messenger RNA. It is a transcript of the gene SOWAHA, whose product is annotated as sosondowah ankyrin repeat domain family member A. Gene Ontology annotation, molecular function: protein binding. The record is from RefSeq and is a predicted model, not a curated record. NCBI's taxonomy places the organism in Eukaryota, Metazoa, Chordata, Aves, Galliformes, Phasianidae.
AUGGCCGGAGCUGAGCGCGGCGCGGGGCUCUGCCCGCCCCGAGUGGCUGCGGCUGAAUGGAUCCAAUAUGGCCACUUCCUGGAAACUCCCCUCCGCCGGCACCGGUCGAGGGGCGGGGAGGGGCGGGAGCGGCCGCCGUGCCGUCACGGUCGCCUCCCGGGGGCGGCCGCUGCGCUCAGGGCCGGGGGUGCCCCGCGCUGCCGCCUGCGGGAGGUCCGGGCGGUGCGUGCCGUUCCGUUCCGCUGGGGGCGCCGCCCGGAGCUACGAGGGCUCGGCUGUUACCGCAGCGAUGAAACCCGAGUGAACCUCCUCCUGCAACACAACGAACACAGCGGGACGCGCGGCUGCGCUUUGCUGCUGCGGGGAGGUGACGUCUGUCACAGCCCGGGGGGGCGGAGAUGGGGAAGACGGGGGACACACACUGCUUCCCCGAGCAGCCGAGUCUCCUUUCUCCCCCAGCCUCCAGCUAAACACGCGGUUCCAGAAACUCUGCGGUUAAAUACUCCAGCAAAAAGUUGGCCCCGAGAGCCCGGCUGCCGCGUCCAACCCACGCUUGGGGGCGGGAGGAGGAGAGCGGCGGAGGGAGCCGGGCCGUCCCUGCCCCUCACCUGCCCCUCACCCCGCACCUGCCCGGGCGCCGGCAGCGCAGCACCGCCCCGCGGGGAGGAGAAAGGAGAGAGGCGCGGCCGAACCGCCCCGCUCCUCCCAUCGACGGAGGCGGCGGAGCGGGCGGCUCCAUCACCUCGGCCCGCAGGUGCGCGCUGCCCGCCGGUCCCGGCAGCUCCGCCUCGGGGGGUUCGGGCGGCGGAGCGCUGCGGGGGCGGCGGCCCCACCUGUGGCUGCGGGAUGGCGGAGCUCGCCCUCGGCCCCGCCGCCGUGCUGGGCUUCCUGCGGGAGCGCGGCGGGUGGGCGAGCAACGCAGAGCUGCUGAGCGCCUUCCGGCCGCUGCUGGAGGCCGGCGGGGACGCGUCGGAGCGGGCGGAGCGGCGGGAGCGCUUCAAGGAGGCGGUGAACGCCGUGGCGGUGGUGAAGGAGCGGCAGGGCACCAAGUUCGUCGUGCUGCGGAGGCACCUGCGGCCCGGCCCGCCCCCGGAGCAGCGCGGGGAUGGAGGUUCCGAGCCCCCGUCCGAGGAGCGGCUGUCCUCGCCGUCCCCCGAGGAGCUGCCGUCGCCUCGGGCCGUGUCCGAGCUCCGCGGGCUCUUCCAGGCUGGAGGCGGCGGGGUGCCGCUGCCCGCCGGCGGGGCAAACGCCCGCAGGGAGCCGCCCCCCAAGCCCUGCAUGCUGCCGGUGCGCUGCGUGCCGGCCCCGGCUGCUCCCAACUCCGCUGCAGCUUCGGGGCGGUCCGAAAUGCCGGAGACCGCCGCAUCGCCCUUACCCGAUGAGGAGGACGGCGGGUGCCACUCGCCCAGCCUGCGCCGGGUCCCCAAGAAUCACCGGGCCAGCGAGGAGCUGACAGAAGUGCCGCUGGAGGAGGCUGAGCACCGCUGGCUGCUGAUGGCGGCUGAGGGGCAGUGGUCCCAGCAGCUCCACGGGCUACUGUUGGGUGAUGCCAGCCUGGCAGCCCGCAGGGACUUCAUCUCGGGCUUCACCGCCCUGCACUGGGCCGCCAAGAAUGGCAACUGCGACAUGGUGAGGAACAUCAUCGAUGUAGCAGGGAAGGAAGGGGCCCACGUCAACGUGGACGCCAGGUCUCACGGCGGCUACACGGCGCUGCACCUCGCUGCCAUGCAUGGCCGGGACGCCGUCAUCUCUGUUCUGGUCCGCAGCUACCAUGCCAAGAUCGACCUGAGGGACUACAGCGGGAAGAAGCCACACCAGUACUUGAAGGAUGGGACCUCUGUGGCAGUCAGGCGCUUACUGGGGGACCCUACACUCCAACACCCCACGGGACCCGCGGUGCCCAUCAAGAAGAGCACCAAGAUCGCUGCGUCCAUCCUGAGCUCCACCAGCACUUUCCUGGGGGUCAUAUCCGAUGACAUGGCUUUCUACGAUCUCACCAAAGGUUUGAGGAAGCCUUCGUCCUUGAACAAGCUGCUGACUGCCACCACAGGCCCCAGGAGGAAGCCGAAAACCAGAGGGGGAUUUCCUUCAUACUGCUCGCUCUCCGAGGUGGUGGAGGAGGAGGAGCACGAGGAGUCUGUCAUGAAGCGCAGGCCGGUUUCUGAGCUGUUCUUUGGCCAUUAGGCUCUGCCUUCCUGGGGUCACAAUCGUUCAGUAGCGUGACUGGGGAGCUUGGUUUUCUCUCACAGAAGUCAAUGGGAUUUCUUCUCCCCGUGUCUUUCUUUUUGGAAGUUUAACUGAAUGGCUGAUGGGGUCUGGCUCCACAGGUCACUGGAUGAAGCCCAGCUCUCAGAAGCUUGAGGAGAGGGAGCUGCCCUGUGAGCACUGCAGUGCCAUAGGCACCAGCACACCAAUGACGACCACAAACAUCACACUUCAUGGCUGAAAAGCUGGAACAACGUCUGUGUGUAGACAGGCUAUCAAUGUCUUAAGGUACAGCUUCUUGUUCUGCAUUCCUCAGCUGAAGAGCUGCGUGUUUUACACUGUGAACAGCACGCUGGUAGCUGGCUGCUUUAACGUGGCUUGUUCUACAGCAGGCUGAAAUUAUUACGAGAAAGACGCAUAGUUUUCUAUGAUGAUUCUGAUUGUUUUGGUAACAGAAGAGGAAAAUUUCUAUUUUAAAAUUGUGCAUUUAGUUUUUUCAAAACAAAGUUUCUCGCUCUCAGAAAUACUAACAUGUCUUUAUUGUCGCCUAAAGCAUUUUCCUUGGCAGGGUUAAAAAGGAAAAAACCCCAACCCUUGUUGCUCUGUCUCCAUGAUCUGUCUACCUCAGUUCGAAGCUCGGUUUGCAUUUCUCUUUGUGUUCCCUUCCCGCAGGACUUUGCCCAGGUGGUACCGACUGUGCCUUGAUACUGUCAGCAUUUGGCUGCAGUUCAGUGGCUUCAUCUGAAUGAACACAUUUUUGAUAUCAGAUGAUAUAAUAAAAUGAAGUGAGAAAGUAGGAAUCGGAUCCUGCAGGGUAUCUGAGCAGCACUGAGGCUGCUGCGGCAGAUUUUUUUUAUUUAACACUUGAACUUCGGUUUUGAGCUAUUUGGAAACAAUAUUUAUUUAAAAAACGGGCUUUGUUCUGUUGGGUGUUUCAUGGUCAAAUGUGUGCAUGGCCUCUGAAAGCAGUGUGUAUCUCAACUGCAUGAGUUGCUGAUCUGAAACUCGCUUUACUUUGUCUCCUGUAUUAUAGACGUAAUUGUUUUUCUUAAGUAGAGCGGCGCGCUUGACUUGCAGCUGGAGAGCUGUUCGGAGCUACGUCUGCAAUGAGAUUAUCGGUUUUUAAAUUACUCACUUAAAGCUGCCUUGAAAUGAAGAGGCAGAGCUGAGAGCAGCAGCUGCCUGCAGUGCUUCUGUGCUCACAACGCAGCCGCCGAGCUGUGUGAGCAGAGGU